Molecule: messenger RNA, 1251 nt
Organism: Fonsecaea nubica
Lineage: Eukaryota; Fungi; Ascomycota; Eurotiomycetes; Chaetothyriales; Herpotrichiellaceae
Exons: 6
Coding region: 1-1251 (416 amino acids)
Biological process (GO): protein phosphorylation; chromosome segregation
Cellular component (GO): cytoplasm; centrosome; nucleus
Molecular function (GO): ATP binding; protein kinase activity
Source: RefSeq, a predicted model, not a curated record
AUGAAGGUUAGGGACCUCCCAGGCGCCAAUUUCCGCAUCGCAACGACCUACAACUCACCCUACGAUCGGGCAAAAUGGACACACGACGGCGAGAGAACGAGACGGCGGGUGCGUCGGUGGAGACAGGAGAAGGAGUGGUACGAUGGACGGGUAGAGGCGUUUGCCCUGUCUAGGUCAUAUCUCGAGCUUGAGCGCGAAGAGGAUAGUAUGUGGGAGUGUACGGACAUCCUGGGCCGCGGGGCCUUUGGUAUGGUUGGGAAAUGGACCAAGUUUGACAAAACCGGCAGGGUUUUGGAUGACGUUGCGAUCAAGCAGUCCGACCUCGACGACCGUGAGCUUGACGAGGAGGGCCGUCCAACGGUACCCACCGAAGCCGUGCUGGUAAAGGCAUUGAUGAAUCAGGGAUGCCGGAACGUUGCCAAGCUGCGCGAGAUGAGAUUCUUUGACGGCGACCGACCAAAAUGGAGAUUGUACCUCGAAUACUACCGAUACGGUACCUUGCAUGACCUGAUCCAAAAAUACCGGGCACGGAACAAAAGAAAUCGUCAAGAAGACCGGAUCCCAGAAGCGUUUGUGUGGCAAGCAUUUCACGACUUUGCCCAGGCGUGUUAUCACAUGAAGGUUCUUCGGCUGGAUAGCAUUGGUGUCCGCUCGCCUCGGGGCGACCACUUCGCUCUGCACCUGGACCUGAAGGCAGAGAACGUUUUGCUGGGAGAUGCGCCUGCAAACCAGAAGAGUAUUCCGUAUCCGACGGUGAAAGUCGCAGACUGGGGUAUGGCCGAGUACACGAGCCUGGACGAUAGUAGGAACAGCAAGAGAUGGAAGAAGUACGGGACGAUUGUGUGGAUGCCUCCGGAACAACGGGACUUUGGCCGCUAUGGCGAACGAUGGCAUCAUCCCGUUCUGGGAGGCGCCAAUCAUCCUUACUCCAUGAAGCACGUCGUCUGGCAAAUCGGCGCCAACAUCUACGGGCUGAUGAACCUGGAUAUAUACAACGAGGACAUCAACGAGGUGAUCAAUAACGCCGAGGGCAUGGAGAACACCCUGCGAAAACACGGCUAUUCCGCCCUGAUGGGCUACCGGAGUCGGUUCUACUCGUCCGAGCUGACGAGUUUGGUCGAGGACUGCCUUCGGAUCGAUCCCUCGAGGAGGCCGAAUCCGUAUGAAUUGGUGGGGAGGACGCAGGACGGGCUGGCUCGAUAUACGGAGAAAUACCACCAGACGGGAGAUCAUCCAAAGUUGAAGCUGUAG